Molecule: messenger RNA, 1435 nt
Organism: Asparagus officinalis (garden asparagus)
Lineage: Eukaryota; Viridiplantae; Streptophyta; Magnoliopsida; Asparagales; Asparagaceae
Product: traB domain-containing protein-like
Exons: 9
Coding region: 164-1123 (319 amino acids)
Source: RefSeq, a predicted model, not a curated record
AUCCUUCCAUUAUUCAAAUCGGCACUGAUCCGAAAAAGUCCUCUCUCCUCCGAAUCCACCAAUUUUCCUCAAUAUCUUCCCAUAAUACCCCUCUCUCAAUUCCCUUAACAUCCUUUCAGCAGCUCCGGCGCGAAAAAUAUCUCGGCGGUCUCUGUCGCCGGUGAUGGAGCCAGCGAUGCCUGAUUCAAGAUCCGAAACCGACGAAGAAGAAGAAGCUCCGAUGUCCAACCCUGACCCUGGCCCUGGUCCUAGGGUUUUACCGGAAGAAUUGUCAAAGAACGUCGAGUUCUUGGAGUGCGAGUCGUCGGCCGAGGGCGGAUCCUGCAGCGUUUACUUGGUUGGAACUGCUCACGUUUCUAAUGAAUCUUGCAAAGAAGUUCAGGCUAUAAUCACUUACUUGAAACCUCAGGUUGUUUUCUUGGAGUUGUGCCCGAGCCGAGUUUCUAUUUUGAACCCACAAACUCUUCAGGUUCCUACUAUGUCGGAAAUGAUUGACAUGUGGAAGAGUAAGAGGAUGAACAUGUUUGGAAUUAUAUACAGCUGGUUUCUUGCGAAGGUUGCGGACAAGCUAGAAACAUUCCCUGGUGCUGAGUUCCGUGUGGCAUUUGAAGAAGCAAGGAGUUAUGGAGCCAAGGUUAUACUUGGGGAUCGUCCUAUUCAAAUCACAUUACGAAGAACAUGGGGGAAAAUGUCUCGGUGGCACCGGAUGAAAUUUAUAUUCUACACACUUUUCCAAGCAGUCUGCUUGCCAAGCGCUGAAGAACUAAAUAAACUGUUGGCGGAAUUGGAAAAUGUUGACAUGUUAACCCUCAUGAUUCAAGAGUUGAGCAAGGAAUUCCCUUCUCUUAUGGAGACACUCGUACAUGAGAGAGAUCUGUACAUGUCAGCAUCACUGUUGAAGUUUGCUAAGGAACACUCUUCAGUAGUUGCCGUGAUGGGGAAAGGCCAUCUACAAGGAGUUAAGAAACACUGGAAUCAGCCUAUUGAGUUUAUGCUGCAGGGAAAACACCUUAUGGAAGUUCCUGCAAAAAGUGAGGGAACAUCCAACAUGAAGAUUUUAGCCUACCUUGGGGUUGCCGGGGUUGCCAUAGCUUCUGGAAUAUACCUUAUCAGCAAGAGGUGACAAAGUGAUCCAUCAUCCUCAUGUUGUACUUCAAGCCGAGGAGGCCCAAGAAAUACAGUUCGGUAUACAGUUGAGUCGUUGACAUACACGUUAUAGUCUAUAACAGUUUAGAGACCUUGAAGAGAAUAAACUCUCUAUUUCUUCUAUAUUUGAUUAGGUUUAUAUUUUGUGUGGAUAGUUUGCUGCAUGGAUAAAUUAGCACUCGUUUGGUGUCUCUUUGAGAGUGCGAAAGGCUCAAAAUUGAAUGAGAUCCUGCAGGAUGGGGACUCUUCCCUUUAAAAUGAUUGAUUGAUGGGUCAAUUUCCUGUUCCA